This is a messenger RNA of Brienomyrus brachyistius, 827 nucleotides long. RefSeq names its product translocase of inner mitochondrial membrane 8 homolog A (yeast) (gene timm8a). The transcript is spliced from 2 exons. Lineage: Eukaryota; Metazoa; Chordata; Actinopteri; Osteoglossiformes; Mormyridae. The record is from RefSeq and is a predicted model, not a curated record. Bases 117 to 395 code for a protein of 92 amino acids.
GUCACCUCCGCUUCUGGAAACCAUUGAGAGAUUCCCAAUCGCCUGCGCAGGUGAAGGUCAACAACGUGUGUUAUCUGCUUCGUUUGAAAGGUUGUUUUGGGUUUCGUGAGUUCGACAUGAAAAUGGAUAAUCAAGGAGCUGCAGCGGAUCCUCAGCUUCAGCAGUUUAUAGAAGUAGAAUCACAGAAACAAAGGUUUCAACAGCUCGUGCACCAGAUGACAGAAAUGUGCUGGGAUAAAUGUAUGGAUAAGCCUGGGCCUAAGUUGGACUCCAGGACAGAAACCUGCUUUGUGAAUUGUGUUGAACGAUUCAUCGAUACAAGUCAAUUCAUCCUAAACAGACUGGAUCAGACCCAGAGGAGUCGAAGCUCCUUCUCAGAGACCUUGUCUGACUAGCCCAGCUGGCCCAGAAAAUGGACACGAGAUCAAUGCAGACUCCCGUCGAGCACUGAACUGCAGCAGUUGAGUUGUUGCUAAGGUGCCGGGGGGGCAAGAGGGAAAUAAAAGCAAUAUUUGAUCUUCUAGUGCCUCUUCCCCUCCUUCAGAAGGAGCCUUCCUUACGAGCCCUUCUUGGUCGUUACUUUCCCCUCUGCCGCAUAUGCCUCUCUCGUUAUAGGGAGCCGGUUAUUGCUGAUUGGGGAAGGGAAAUAUCCAUCGUCUGUACUGGAGAAACACUGUCAGACGAACAUCAGGCUGCAGUCGCCUCUGCAUGCCACAGGAUCUAGAUACGUACAAAGCCAAGAACAAGCUAAGCGGCCAUAAAUGCUGUUUGUUCAACUGCAAAUCUGAAUUGAUAAUGGAAAAAUACAGAAAAGCCAAUUUCCUGUC